AGGGGAAGUGGGGCAAGAAGCCGCCGCCGGAGUUCCACGACGAGCGGCGCCGGAUACAGGCGGCGUGCAGAGAGCUGCUGGACGAGACCGCCAGCUCCGACUGGGACGGCUCGCUGUACAUCCCCUGCGAGGUCAACGGGGACAGGCCGGUGAGCGCCAGGACCUACUUCGGGGACGUGGAGCAGCAGUACGUGGUGCUCCGGGGCACGCCUUCCUGGGCAGCUGUGCGGAGCUCCUCGCCGCAGCAGACGCCGCGCCAGGACUCGCCGCGGCGCGCCCCGGCGGAGCCACGCUCGCCCCGCCCGUCCUCGCCCGCGGGCGCGCCGCGGCAGGAGCCGCUGUCUGCGCGGGCGCCCUGGGACCCGCGGGCGCCGAGCCGCGGCGACACCGCGAGGACCUGCCGAUCGACCUCGUCGUCGUCGCCGCCUCCGGGCCGGCGGUGGCCGCAGGAGCGGAUCGGGCCGGGGGACCUCUGAGCCGGCGCCCGUCCGCGCGACCGCUGCCUGGGGGGGGCGUUUUUCCCGAUCGUUUGCACGCUCCCAGUCGUGGGCAGUUGGCCAGCCAGGGGGGAGCAGCUGGGACGUCCGCCAGGCGGACCCGCCAGCGCGUCGGCGGAAGAAGGCGGGAGCCCUUUCGCGUUCCGCGCCGUGCGCUCGUCGUCGCUCACAAUCUCGGGCACCGUUCCUGCAUCACGCC
Prorocentrum cordatum is the source of this 696-nucleotide messenger RNA. The record is from the annotation of a GenBank genome assembly. Lineage: Eukaryota; Dinophyceae; Prorocentrales; Prorocentraceae.